AUGUCAAGAAAACGUGAAAGUGGUUGUGAAUAUAGAAAACGAGCAAAGGAAAGAUCAGAAAAAAAUGAGGAACUGGUGAAGAAGAUUCCCAAGAUUGACACCUUUUUACAAAAAGGUGAUAAAAAACAAAAAGUGGACUCGACAGAGCUGAGUGAAAUUCAACAAGAAUUCGAUCAACCUUCAACAAGUGGUAACAACACAUCAAACAAAGCUGCAAGCAUUAUGGAGAUUCCGGAACAAGUUGAAUCUUGUGAAAAUCCGAAAAAAGCUUUUCCAGAAAUUAGCGGCAGUUCAGAUAACUUCAGUGAUGAUCCAGCUCUGUGGGAUGAAAUAACAGAGGAGUUGAGGCAGAAUUUUAUCAAUCGUGGAAUUAAACAAAAUAUUGAUUUAUUAGAUUUUGAAGCUUCAAGAAGGAAUUACAAUGAUCGCGUUCGAUAUUGUUCGAAAGGAUUGUUUAAAACCCGAUUGAAAAAUGCCGAGACUCACACUCGCGAUUUCUUGAUUUACUCUGCCAGCACAGGACGUCUCUACUGUCUGAUAUGCCGUUUAUUCAAUGGAAAAGGUCCAUUUGCAUCUACCGGAUUUAAUGAUUGGAAAAAUCCUAUUACUAUUGAACAGCACGAGAAUUCACAGAAUCACAAAAAUUGUGUCCUAAUUUUACUCCAAAGGCAAAAAGCAGCUGACCAGGUAGAUGCACUUCAUGUUAAAGAAUACAUGCGGGAAGUACAGUACUGGAGAGAAGUUUUGCAACGAACUGUUCAGCAGAGAGGUCGUUUUCAGCAUUGA
Molecule: messenger RNA, 786 nt
Organism: Harmonia axyridis
Lineage: Eukaryota; Metazoa; Arthropoda; Insecta; Coleoptera; Coccinellidae
Product: zinc finger MYM-type protein 5-like
Exons: 1
Coding region: 1-786 (261 amino acids)
Source: RefSeq, a predicted model, not a curated record